AUGGACUUCUCGGUGAUUGCUGUUGGAGAUAUACAAAAUGUGCUCUCAUCUAUGCAGAAGAACUUGGAGUGCCCAAUAUGCUUGGAUGUGAUAAAAGAGCCAGUUUCAACAAAAUGUGAUCACAUAUUCUGCAGGUUCUGCAUGUUCAAACUCCUCAGCAAAAAGAAAAAAGGUGUGAUACAGUGUCCCCUGUGUAAGACUGAAGUUACCCAGAGGAGUCUGAAAGAAAAUUCCAGGUUUAAGCAACUAAUUGAAGGAUUGUUGGAAACCAUCCAUGCGUUUGAGCUUGACACUGGAUUAAAGUUUUUACACAGUCAUCACUUUCCUAAAACACCCACAGAAGCCACUGCUGCUGAGUUCCCGUGUACAGGAAGUUCUGUCAUCCAAAGUAAGGGCUUCAGAAACAGGGAGAAAAGUGCUAAAGAAAAUGGACAAGAAAACUGCACCUUGGACGCUAAUGGGAAUAUACAGCUUACAGAUACCAGGGUAAAAAGGUGUCCUGUAAAAAACAAAACCCAGAAAUGCGACUCUGAAAAAGGGAUUUAUAUAGAGUUUGGCUCUGAUUCAUCUGAAGAGCUUUUUAAACAGGCAAGCAAUACUGGAUUAGAAGACAGAGAAGCACUUCAGAUUUUGUCUCCAGAAAAGCCGGAAGAACUUCAGAGUGCUGAGAAGGGAAAUGAAUAUUCUUGCAAUACACAACCUGACAAGCUGGGUGCUGAAGAAAUAAUUCUGCCAAAUGUCAUAGGUGAAAGUGAUUUCUCGAAGAAAGGCUUAAGCAAGAAGAGCACUCAGAGCAUCACUGAAUAUGCCAAACCUGACCAAAUGGAUGUGACUGAAUACCAGAGUUCUCCUUUAAAUUUUCUUUCUGAAGACCUACUCACCGAGCAGAGUGACAGAAUAGGUAAUGCCAGUCCUGUAAGGAAUGGGGUCACAUCUUUUUUCAAGAGUGCAGAAGAAAUGGAUGCAGAGCAAACUCAGUGCAAUAGCAAAAGCAAAGUGUUUGACUUUAAAGAUAGCUCAGAGAGCAAGUUGGAUAAAACCAAGGAAAUAAAUACUGUUGUACAAAGUGUGGAAAUGUAUGAACCUGAGAAUGAUUCUUUCCAUGAAGAACUUCCUCAGGAGAAAUUACUUCAGCCAGAGACACUUCACUGUGCUACCCCGAAUCAAGUUUCUAGAAAGAAACUGAAGCGAAGCAUUCAGAAAGUCAAUGAAUGGUUUUCAAAAAGCAAUGAGAUUCUGUCUUCCAGUUCUUCCCAGGAUGAUUCUGCUGGAGCAAUUUUUGUUUCAGGUGAAGGAGGUACAUCUUCAUCUGAUAAAGAUUCCUGUAUUUCAGAAAAGACUGACCCUAUGGUAGAUUCCAUGGAAAUUAGAGUGAUUGAAGGAAACAAGAGAUGGUCAAAACAAACAGCAGAUAGCAUCAAAGACAAAAUAUUUGGGAAAACAUACAAAAGAGAGAGGAAGUCAAAUCCCCCUAUUAUCCUGAGAGACAUUUUACCUGCUCCAGAAAAGGAAGAUGCUGAUAAGAAGUGCUUGAAUAAUUCCAGCAAAGAUGGACUAAAACGAAAAAGGAAGACUGCCCGUGUCCUGCAACCUGAGGAUUUCAUCAAGAAAAAAGAUACAGAAGAGGCAGAUGGGUGCCCUCAGAAUGUUAACUGGUGUCUUAGAGAUGCUGAAGAUAAAAGAUAUGAUGAAAGUUCUGCUGUUAAUGAGAGUCAUCUCUCUGAGAACAGAGAGGAUAAUACACUUGCAGAACUUGAGGGAGGAGGAAGAUCCAUAUGGAAAAAGGCUACUGAAAAGGUGACUGGCAAGCACUGUGAUGGGGAGCUAGAACUGAAUAACUGUGAUCAGAAAAGCACUAAAAAAAGAUCUGCUGCAAAAAGAUGCAGGCGUUCCACUAGAGCCAUGUGUGCUCUACAGUUCGUGGAUAGAAACUCUAUCUCCCCUGAUCCAGCUGAGCCACAGAUUGAUAGCUAUCCAAGCAGUGAAGAACCAAGGAAAGCUGCUUCUGAGCAAAGACAAGUCAGACGCAGCAGGAGGCUUCAGUUACUUGCUGAAGACAUGACAAAAGACACAGGAAAAGGUGUAGUAAUUAAGGGAGCAAGAAAGUGUGACAGUGAUCAUGAAGAGUCUCUCUUUGGAGUCCAAAGGAAUGUGUUAGUUCACACUUCUGAAUGCAAAGACCUGUGUGAGCCCCAGGGUAUGUUGAGUUGCAAGCCACUUGCUAAUCUAAAGGAUGGUGACCUGGAAGCAAAUGAAAUGCAGAUUAGUCCAAAGAAUUCAUCUGACACUGCAGAAACUGGAAAAAGUCCCUUCAAUCCCACAUCUUCAUGUCAGCAUUUAAGUUGUAGUUCCUUUUCCCCUGAUGCAAGUUCUCAAGAAGGUGAAAUACUAGCUAGCCCUUUCUUCCUACAGUCUCCUUCAGUGACUGUUGUGCCAACUACUUCCCACCUGACUGCAGAGAUGACUGAAUCAUGUACUGCUUUUCCCCAGGAUAGUGGACACGAUACACAAAAUGUUCCAGGGGACUUCAGAACUGAAAACUUGCCAAUGGCUAAAAAUGCUUCAGAAUUGAGCAAGGAAGCUGAAGAUAGUGAGUUAGACACACAGUAUCUCCGAAACAUAUUUAGGCAUUCAAAACGCCUAUCCUUUAGCCUUUUUCCUCCUUCCACAAAGGCACGUGCAGGAGAAGAUGCUGCUUCUGAAACUUUAAAGAUAUCAUGUGCUGACGAGGUAGAAAAUAAGCACAGCAAAUAUUUAAAACCAGAAAACUUACAAGAAGAGAAAACAACUGCUGAGAGCUUGAGUAGGGUUUGUGAGAAAGAGAAGCUUCUGACUCACGAAUCUGCUUGUGUUAGUCCUGUGACUCGCUUUGUUGGCAACACUGAAUGUAUGCACACAGGGGAGCAUCAAGAAGAUGUUUCACAGGUUGCAAAUCAAGGGAAUCUGACACCAAUAAGAAUGGAUACUGCUAGGACUGAAGACAAAAACAGAUUGCAGAAAGGAAAGCAGGGGACAGAAAAGACGGUGUCAACUGACAUAGGGAUAGAAAGUGAGUUGAGACAGAAUCCAGUCAAAAGUAAUACACGCCAAAGUCAUCAGAGUGAUACAGAAGAGCAUGUUUUCAAAAGAACUGAAUUAAACAGAGUUGAAGUAUGCUUCAGUUCAGAAAGCAAUCAAGCAGGAAAGGCCGAAGUUGUUGAUGGCAAAGGACCAAUACUACAUUUUCAGUCCAGAUCAAUGAUUUGUCCUACAACUUGUCAGCAAAGGGCUGCUGAAUUCAGCUGUGAAGUCACUGGGAAAAAAAGUGCCAAAAGAAAACGAGUAAAGGGGAAGGAAGAGCAAGCAACCCAAACUGCUAGCACAGGGAUGCCUGAGUGUUUAGUUACAGAAGCCAUAGAAGAACCUCUUAAAGGGAAUAGUGAUUUGACAGGUUUGUCUGAAACCCCUGAUGGCUUAUUGUGCUCUGAUGAUGAUAUUGAAGAGAACACCAGCUUUUCUGAAACUGAUAGGAGAGAGAGGUCUGCUGUGUUUGUAAGAAGUGACAAUGCCCUGGUAAAAGAACAACACAAUAGCAAUAUUAGUUCUAAGCCAGGCUCUCAGGGUAUUCAAAGAUCUCGAAGAAAAGCGCAGAAACUGCAAUCUUCAGAUGAAGAAUCUAGUGAAGAUGAAGAUUUACCAUGUUUUCAGACGUUAAUAUUUGGCAAAUCAGUAAGCACACCUUUGCAGAUCAAUAAACAAGUGACAUCUGUGAUAGAGUCUUCAGUAACUCCCAUCACUUUGCCUCACAGUGGGAGUCAUGAUGACAAUAAUAUGCAGAAAAUGCCUGAAGCUUCCCUAAGUAAUGGGUGUGUUUCACCAAGUCAGGAGUCAGAAUGCUCUGUCAACUUAUUUUCUUCCCAGUCCAAUGUGUCUGAAGAAUCAGUUGACGGAGCACAAGAGCUGAAGAAAUCUUUAAUACAAGUUCAUAGAUCCAAACAAGUGAGCAAUGUAAUUGAGACUAAAGAGACUUUUCAAAGUUCUAAUGGAGGGCUGAAGAGAUGCAAAGCUAACUUCAAAGAUGAAUCCCAAGAAGACCCAAACACAGGAGCAAACCUAGGUGAAGCAUCUGGAUAUGACAGUGAAACAAGUGUUGUAGAAGAUUCAUGUGGACCAUUCUCUCAGGGUGAAAUCCUUACUACACAGCAGAAGAAUGCUAUGCAAAAUAACCUCAAAAAACUUCAACAAGAAAUGGCUGUACUUGAAGCAAUGCUAAAGCAGCAUGGAAGUCAGGACCCUGAACUUAUACCUAUCCAUAGGAAACUGCCACACUCUAGUAGUGAAGAAACACUUGGAAUGGAACAAAUUAGUCAGGAAAGAGAAAACACAGAUGAGCAGAAAUCUGGGACUGAGCUAAACAGUACUUCUGUCUUACCAAAUCUCUCUGGAAAUGUGACAAGGAGUCCAAAUAACUCUUCUUCCUCUGUAAGGCUUCUUAACCCUCAGAUGGCAGAAGCAACAGAUAGUUCUGUGGUAGCUCUGAAUGCCAAUAGAAGCAGUACUCAAGAACGUACAUCGAAGAGAAGUGCGUGUUUUCCUACAUCUGUUCUGCACAAUGCAGCUGGGAAAGAAAAUUCUACAAGUCCAGCUGUGACUAACAGGAAAGAAAUGUCAAUUGUGGCAUCAGGGCUGAGUCAAAGUGAACAUUUGAUGGUCCAGAAGUUUGCAAGAAAAACUCAGAGCACUUUGUCUCAUCACAUUACUGAAGGAACAACCCAUGUCAUAAUGAAAACAGAUAAGGAGCUGGUGUGUGAACGGACACUGAAGUACUUUCUGGGUAUUGCAGGAAGAAAAUGGGUAGUUAGUUAUCAGUGGGUAAUUCAGUCUUUUAAAGAGGGAAGGAUACUGGAUGAGGAGAGCUUUGAAGUUAGAGGAGAUGUAAUCAAUGGGAGAAACCACCAAGGUCCUAAGAGGGCUAGACAGUCGCUGACUGAAAAGAUCUUCAAAGACUUUGAGAUCUGCUGCUAUGGACCUUUCACUGAUAUGACUACAGAACACCUAGAAUGGAUGGUGGAGCUCUGUGGUGCCUCUGUAGUGAAGCAACUUCAUCUGUUCACACACAGAACAAAUUCUACUGCUGUCGUGGUUGUGCAGCCAGAUGCUUGGAUGGAAAACACAGAUUAUAGAGCAAUCCAGCAAAAGAACAAUGUUGCCAUGGUGACUCGAGAGUGGGUAUUAGACAGUGUUGCUUGCUAUGAGUGCCAGGAGUUGGGUGCUUACCUUGUGUCCUGA
Messenger RNA from Antrostomus carolinensis (chuck-will's-widow), 5268 nucleotides. RefSeq names its product BRCA1 DNA repair associated (gene BRCA1). The transcript is spliced from 20 exons. Lineage: Eukaryota; Metazoa; Chordata; Aves; Caprimulgiformes; Caprimulgidae. The record is from RefSeq and is a predicted model, not a curated record. Gene Ontology annotation, cellular component: BRCA1-BARD1 complex; nucleus; BRCA1-A complex. Gene Ontology annotation, biological process: positive regulation of transcription by RNA polymerase II; mitotic G2 DNA damage checkpoint signaling; double-strand break repair via homologous recombination. Bases 1 to 5268 code for a protein of 1755 amino acids. Gene Ontology annotation, molecular function: DNA binding; zinc ion binding; ubiquitin-protein transferase activity.